This is a messenger RNA of Protobothrops mucrosquamatus (brown spotted pit viper), 1670 nucleotides long. RefSeq names its product solute carrier family 25 member 42 (gene SLC25A42). Lineage: Eukaryota; Metazoa; Chordata; Lepidosauria; Squamata; Viperidae. The transcript is spliced from 8 exons. Gene Ontology annotation, biological process: transmembrane transport. Gene Ontology annotation, cellular component: mitochondrial inner membrane. The record is from RefSeq and is a predicted model, not a curated record. Bases 97 to 1083 code for a protein of 328 amino acids.
GACCAGAACGACACUGGCGACAGCAGCUGGGAGAGCCAAACGCACCUGAAGGGAGGGGAGGCUCAAUUCUCUUCCGAGCUAGCUUCUGAGCUUGGUAUGGAUAAUGGUAGAGCGGUGGAAGGUCAAGUAGGGUUGAAACAGAAAGAUGCGGAGAUCAGAGUCCAUGGACGUAUCCUUCCAGAGAGUACUGAACAGAAAAAAAGUGUGAUCAACUCCUUGGUGUCUGGGGCAUUGGCUGGCGCUGUGGCCAAAACAGCCGUGGCACCGUUGGACAGGACAAAAAUCAUUUUCCAAGUGUCGUCGAAUCGGUUUUCUGCUAAGGAGGCCUACCGGCUGAUCUAUCGUACCUACCUCAGUGAAGGCUUCUUCAGCCUAUGGCGAGGCAACUCGGCCACCAUGGUUCGGGUGAUCCCCUACGCUGCCAUCCAGUUUUGUGCACACGAGGAGUACAAGCAGCUUUUGGGCAGCUACUAUGGCUACCAGGGAAAGGUACUCACCCCUCUGCCCAGAUUCGUCGCAGGCUCUCUGGCAGGAAUCACAGCUGCCAUGUUGACAUACCCCCUGGACCUGGUUCGUGCCCGCAUGGCAGUGACGCCGAAGGAAAUGUACAGCAACAUAAUUCACGUAUUUAUGCGAAUAUCUCACGAGGAAGGAUUGAAGACCCUAUACAGGGGCUUCUCCCCUACCAUUUUGGGGGUGAUCCCUUAUGCUGGAUUGAGCUUUUUCACUUAUGAGACACUGAAGAAGCUGCACGCAGAACACAGCGGGGGGAGAGAGCCCUAUCCCGUGGAAAGGCUUGUGUUUGGGGCUUGUGCAGGCCUGAUUGGGCAGUCGGCCUCUUACCCUCUGGAUGUGGUCCGUCGACGGAUGCAGACCGCAGGGGCGCUGGGCUACACCUACGGGUCUAUCUUCGUCACCAUGAGGGACAUCAUUCGGGAAGAGGGACUCAUCCGAGGCUUGUACAAAGGGCUGAGCAUGAACUGGGUCAAGGGUCCCAUUGCCGUAGGCAUCAGCUUCACCACCUUUGAUCUCAUGCAGAUUCUCCUCCGUAAAUGGGAGCGCAGCAUGAACGUGCAGAGGUAACGCCAAACCGCCGCCCCGGUUCCUUGUGGAGAGGGAGUGGCCACCACGGUGGCGCCAGUGCUGACGGACGAGGAUGGACAAUCCUCCUUUUUUUAACCCCCUUUCCCCGAUCCCAGAUGAGAGAUUCUCACGGUAGAUCUGAAUGACCUCGGAGAAAUCUGUUUCAGACACACAGAUUCCUCUAAACUGUGGCCAUCUCCUCUCUGGUUUCCAGAUAAUGAAUGUGCAAAGAAAUAAUAGUAGAAAUCAGCGCAGGAUUUUCACUGUUUUUAUGACGUGAUCUACACACCCCUGAAUUUUCCGAAUGGGGGAGAAAAGGGGGACUCGUUCACUGCUAGCCUCAUCACAGGAGGCAGCAGCUGAUGUGGUUUUAUCCGUGUCAACCUUUUUUUCCCCCCCAACUCUUCCCCACUCCCCUUUUAUUUUUUUUUAAAUUUGUCCACAACUCUCCUCACAUAUCAUUCAUUACCUCUUGGAAGGGCAGUGCCAGAUUGGGAUGGGAAUGUUUUUCCAUAGAGUUGACUAAAAAAAAAAAAAAAGACGGACACUUCCUCUGGCAUUUUUGUUUGCUGGAAACCAGGGAGAUC